AUGAACGCAGGUGACUCAGUACCGAUUGUAAUCGAUAAUGGAUCUGGCCUCAGCAAAUCGGGUUUUGCUGGGGAGGACGCUCCUCGAUCAGUAAUCCCUUCAAUCAUUGGUCGGCCCAAGUACGAGUCUGUGAUUACCGCCAUGGCUGAAAAAAAUACCUACAUUGGUGACGAGGCUCAGACAAAACGAGGCAUGCUGUCCCUAAAGCACCCCAUAGAGCACGGAUUCGUAAAUAACUGGGAAGACAUGGAGAAACUUUGGAAUCAGAUCUUCUUUACUGAACUCCGCGUGGCUCCUGAAGAGCAUCCAGUCCUCCUGACAGAUCCACCUCUCAAUCCCAAGGCGAAUCGUGAACGCAUAACGACAAUCAUGUUCGAGACCUUCAACGUACCCGCGAUGUACAUUGCUCUGCAGGCUGUUCUAGCGCUCCACGCCUCAGGCAGAAUGACAGGUCUUGUGCUAGAUUCUGGCGACGGCGCGACACACACCAUCCCCGUCUACGAGGGCUACGGAAUCACCUCGGCAAUCGAGAGGCUUGAUUUAGCCGGUCGUGAGGUCACUGAAUACCUCAUGAGACUGCUUCGUGGACGCGGGAUAGCUUUUCGUACCACGUCUGAACGCGAAGUCGUCCGCGAAAUCAAAGAGCGUCUCGCAUACGUCGCCAUAGACUAUGAUGACGAGUUACUCAAGGCUGGGACUACAUGUGACUUGGAAAAGAGCUAUGAGCUACCAGACGGCAAUGUAAUUAGACUGGGCAGUGAGCGUUUUCAGUGCGCGGAAGCUCUCCUGCGGCCAUCGCUCAUUGGGAUGGAGGGUCCCGGGAUUGCAGAAUCGGCCUUCCAGACUAUCGGUCGGACUGAUUUGAGCACAAGGCGAGACCUCUACGACAACAUCGUUCUCUCCGGGGGCUCCACCAUGUUCCCUGGAAUGCAAGACCGUCUGAAAAAGGAAAUUACUAAUAUGGCGCCUCCAUCAGCACGCGUUCGAAUAGUUGCGCAGCCGGAAAGGAAGUACUGUGUUUGGAUUGGUGGGUCGAUUCUGGGAUCGCUCUCCUCAUUCAGCAAGAUAUGGAUCUCUAAGGAUGAAUACGACGAGGUUGGACCUGGUAUUGUUCACAAAAAGUGUAUUUAA
This is a messenger RNA of Mesocestoides corti, 1131 nucleotides long. The record is from the annotation of a GenBank genome assembly. NCBI's taxonomy places the organism in Eukaryota, Metazoa, Platyhelminthes, Cestoda, Cyclophyllidea, Mesocestoididae.